GACCGGCUCUGACCGGCUUACCGUACUUAGGCGGUCCCCUCCCACCUGCCCCUCUAUCAUCUAGUUGCGCUGCUGUACCAGAUGACGUCCUUGUAGGUAGCGUGUAGCUGAAGUACAGACACAGCCGCCGAAGAGUGAAGCUGAUCACUACCCUGAUGACCAACAUGACCUCCAUGCCACGAUUCAUUUGACUUUCUCCGAUAUACUAUCAGCUACAUUCGGAGGGACUUGUUUCAACCAAAAAUUAAGCACCUGCGCUUCUUUUACGCCUACCAAGAACAAAUCUUUGUAGUAAAAGGGCGGCUUUGGUCUACUCUUUCGUGAGAACACAUACUGCUAGAUCCGGCUCCCUGACCUACCACGCAACAACCCUGAAAUCGAUGAGCGCCUGAGAUUCCGCGACGUCACCUCUGUUGGAAGUCAUCGAUGGUGACACUAGUUUUGAUUUAACCCGCGCUCGCCCUUGGCUAUCUUGUGCCAGUCCAGCACACCAAUGUCUGUCUUCUCCGCUCCUCUAUACCCGGGCGUCGGGUUAGGCUUUCUAGUGCUCGGCGCAUUUCUUCACGACGUUCUCACGAGACUUAAGGCCGAGCCGCAACGAUUCCCUAAAUUCGACCUGAUAUACUCCAAAGAACACCCCGUUGCCGAAUCUGUAACUCUCACGCUACCGGCUAACGGGAUCCGUUUGCGCUUCGACGGCCCUGAGCAGCGACUGCGUCUUGUCGAGGUUAUCGACUUUACAAAGAAUCGCAUUACUUACAAUGAUAAGGACAUUGCCAAAGCUUCCAGCGCCCAAGGGUCUUCGGUAUCUCCUAGAGCGGGCAGCGACGCUUCCAGCGGUCCUGCCUUCAAAAACAUCUACCACCGACUAUUCGGGCCAACAUAUGCUGGUGAAUUUAUCCCCACAGACCGUCGUGAUGGCAUAGGGACAUACGUCCUAUCCUAUCCCGGAAUUGCCUUUAACUUUCCGUUGCCAAUGUCCUCCUACAAGCCAGAUAAAGAUGUUGUUUCAUUACUCUCAUCCACAUCAAGCCAGACUGCGACUUCUGUGGCCGUUUUUAGUGGUAAGUCGUGGGCGGCUGCUAGGGAAACACUUUGGACAGAGCUUCUCCCAAGCAUCAAAUCAGCACCACCCUUCAGUAAGAGCAAGGAUGUUGUACCCGAUGAGAUCUCUCUUGUCAAGAUACAUGGCGGUGGACGCUUGCAGUUGUUCAAGAAAUGGACCAACAACUCUGUAUGGAUUAAUCUCGGAGAAACUACUGUGCAGGAUUUGGUCAUCGAAUUAGGCCCUCCAGAUGCCAUAUAUCGGAAGAAUGAUCAGCGCAUGUAUAUCCACAAGAACCGAACAUCGAGUCACAGUAGAUCUAGAUCGAGCGGCGCCGAUUACAAACGCCCAGAUGAUCUCACCGACACAGAUCAGUCAUUUGUCACAUCGGGAUCUGAAGAUUCAGGCGACGAGGCAGUUGAAGAUGACACAGUAGAUGACUUGUCUGGGGAAUGCUUUUAUAAUUACUUCUAUCAAGGUUUUGAUAUUCUCGUAUCACUACCCCAGCCGCCUUCACGCAUAAACCCAUCACAGUCAAAUGUGCCUCCGGAUCAACUUCCAGGAGCAAGUAUCAUCAAGAGCUGGAAACCAAAUCGUCUAGUUGCCACUAAAGUUGUGUUGCACGGUAAUGUUCCGGGCUCGUAUCCUUUUAAUCGACACCGUCGCUCACGGUGGGAGAUUGCCUACCUCGGCAAAACCAUGGAUGAUCUUCCCAUCAAUUCAGAGACACCAUUUGGUGAGAUAGAAGAGGCACUACGAGAAGAGUGGAAGAGUACCUAUGCAUCCGAGGAAGAUGCCAAAAACCGUCAACGGGGAAUGGUACUUAACCGCGGUUGGGGUGAUAGUCCCGGAAGCAGUUGCGAGUUCCUGGGUGGCUGGGAAGAUAGCAGUGGUGGUAUUAACGCCAAGAAGUUGGACGGCAACGAGGAGUCUACUACCACCCUGUACGGCUUUCCAGGCCUUGUGUUCGAGGUCUUGAAGAAUGAAUAUGUUAGUGCAGUUACGGUUUACUGAAUCCAGGCUGGCCCUCGCGGGAUGCGAUCUCGUAACGCUUUUAUGUUUAUUUAUGGUGUACGGAGCGGGAGGAAUAUACUUCUUGUGACUUUUAUUAGAGCGUAAACGGUCAACCUAUUGGGUCGGAUAUCUAGGUUGGGUUGGAAUCGGGCCGGAUUUCUAGCUUAGAAUAGGAUUCCACGUAACGUCAUAAUACUAUCAAUUGAUUUUUGGAAA
This is a messenger RNA of Xylaria bambusicola, 2275 nucleotides long. RefSeq lists its product as uncharacterized. The record is from RefSeq and is a predicted model, not a curated record. Gene Ontology annotation, cellular component: trans-Golgi network. The coding region runs from base 494 to 2059 and encodes 521 amino acids. The transcript is spliced from 2 exons. Lineage: Eukaryota; Fungi; Ascomycota; Sordariomycetes; Xylariales; Xylariaceae. Gene Ontology annotation, biological process: Golgi to plasma membrane protein transport.